Messenger RNA from Pseudogymnoascus destructans, 1820 nucleotides. RefSeq names its product Peptidyl-prolyl cis-trans isomerase-like 2 (gene CYP8). Gene Ontology annotation, molecular function: ubiquitin-ubiquitin ligase activity; peptidyl-prolyl cis-trans isomerase activity. Gene Ontology annotation, cellular component: catalytic step 2 spliceosome. NCBI's taxonomy places the organism in Eukaryota, Fungi, Ascomycota, Leotiomycetes, Thelebolales, Thelebolaceae. The coding region runs from base 186 to 1820 and encodes 544 amino acids. The record is from RefSeq and is a predicted model, not a curated record. The transcript has 4 exons. Gene Ontology annotation, biological process: protein folding; protein peptidyl-prolyl isomerization; protein polyubiquitination.
CCUCUGUGCAUCCUAUCUGAUAGGAAGCGGCGUUACACUUGGCUCCUGCUAGGCCAAAUACUUUGUUUUAGCGCAAGGCGCUACUGAUAAGAUUAGAUCCUAGGGAAUCUUUAUCUUGGCCAGCCGCCUUUCUCCAAAACUGUAAACAUCCUCUGCCCCAAGCCAGUUCUUGAGCAACCGCAAAGAUGGGUAAAGGAACCGACAAACUCUACAUCACCCACUCCGAAUGGUCCUCCUCCGACCAAUUCUCCGCCUCCGCCGGCUCUAAUGUCAACGUCCGCGCCGCCUCGGGCUCCUUCAAGCGCCUCCCCUUCAACUUCUGCGCCGCCUCCCUCCAGCCCUUCCACCACCCCGUCUGCACCCCCUCCGGCACAAUCUUCGACAUCGAAGUCAUAACCACCUGGCUCGCCACGCACUCUACCAACCCCGUCACCGGCGGCCCCCUCAAAGCUAGCGAGUUGAUUAAACUCAACUUCGCGCGGAACGGGGACACGGAUGCGGGCGCGGCGGAGGGGAGGAAGGAGGCGUUGGGAGAGAUGGUGGAUCCGGUGACGUUUAAGGUGUUUACGGAUAAUACGCAUAUUGUAGCGAUACGACAUGGCGGGGAGGCGAAUGUGUUUGCCUGGGAGACGGUGGAGAGGUUGAAUGUCAAGGCGAGGAUGUGGCGCGAUCUAGUGGACGACCGCGAGUUCAGCCGGAAAGACAUCAUAACCCUCCAAGACCCGCAGAACGUGGAGAGUCGCGACCUGAGCCAGUUUAAGUUCCUGAAAGAGGGGGAGAGCGUGCUUAGUAAAUCUGAAGAGGAGGAGCAGAAGGGCGGGAGCGUGAAUGUCGCGGCGCUGGGAAGGGUGGGGGAGAAGGUGUUGAAAGCCAAGGAGGCGGUGGAGAAGGCGAGGCGAGAGAGAGAGGCGAAUGGCGAUGUAAAUAGGAGUAAAGCUGUUGCGAAGGCGAGUGCGCCGGCGAUGAGACCGCAGAUGCAUACCCAGAAGAAGGAGGUGUAUAACGCGGCGCAGUAUACGACGGGGAAGGCGGCGGCGUCGUUUACGUCGACGGGGUUGACGCCUUCGACGAGUGGGGAGCGCGCGUUGCUAACGGAGGAGGAGUAUAUGUUGCGCCCGAAACGGGUUAAGAAUAAGGGGUAUGCGCGGCUGGAAACGAAUUAUGGGUCGUUGAACCUGGAGCUUUACCCUGAGACGGCGCCGAGAGCGGUGUGGAACUUUAUACAGCUCGCGAAGAAGGGGUACUAUAAAGGCGUUAUUUUCCACCGCAGCAUCCGAAAUUUCAUGUUGCAAGGUGGGGACCCGACGGGGACAGGGAAGGGGGGGACGAGCUGCUGGGGCAAGAACUUCCAGGAUGAGUUUGACGGCCCGUUAACCCAUGACGCGAGGGGGGUGGUCAGCAUGGCGAAUAAAGGGAAGAACACGAAUUCGAGCCAAUUCUUCAUCCUCUACCGCCCACAAAAACAUCUCGAUCGGAAACACACCAUCUUCGCGCGCGUAGUAGGCGGUAUGGACGUCCUAGGCCGCAUCGAAGCCGUGCCUGUGGAUUCCGGGGAUCGGCCGACGGAGGAGGUGGUCAUUGAGGAUGUAGUAGUGUUUGUGGACCCCUUUGAGGAGUUUCAAGCCGAGAGGAGGGAGAGGGAGGGGAAGGAAAGGGAGAGGGAGGAGGUGGAGAGGAUGGGGGGGAGGGAGGAUGAUAGGACGACGUGGACGGGGAAGAGGGUUAGGGGUGAUGGGACGGUGGUGCAGAGUGAGGAGGACGAGCCGGUGAAGAAGAAGGUUAAGGCUGCGGGGGGGUUUGGGAAUUUUGAUAGUUGGUGA